CAUAUAAGGUCCUCCGCGCAACCUGAUUCUGCGUUUCUCAUCCCUCUUUCAUACCCCCAACGAUGUCCAGCUUUUUCUCAUCUCUGAAGGACAAAGCGCAGUCCGCGGUGAAUUCAGCCGGACUUGGACGAUCUGAUACCACGGAGUCCUCCCAAGCUGAUCAGACGAGCAGCGGGGGCAUCAGUGGAUUCAUGAAAUCUCAUGGCCUGGAGGGCAUUCACCACCAAUUGCGCACGAUGCAGCAGCAGUACUCGAGUUCCACCACGCCUGUACAGAAGAUCGUCACUACCGCCAAGGGUAUCGCGAUUGAUUACGAUUGCGUUUCUCGGGACACGCAUGGUUAUAGCAAGGAGAUGUAUCUUUGGGGCCAGAUAGAAUCGGAAGAUCUCAAGGAUGUUACUGAUCGCCUCGCUUGGCUCAGCUACGUUCAUGGGUCUCUUGCAGGUACACUUGCCAAUAAAAUCAAUAGCUCAAGAACCACAUUCAAGCACCUGCGAGACGCAGAAAAUGCUCUUGCACCACGCCGCAACAUUCGUAUCGGGAUGCAGAACCAGAUCGCGAAGAUGGAGCACGACCAGCGCAAGGACCAGCAGCAGAGAAUGGCUGAACUCAAAGUGCAGCUUCAGAAGAACGAGGAGGAAGACGCGGUAAUGGAGAAAGAUAUCGAAAUUUCGAAGCGCAAAGCUGUCCGGGAGACUGAACGGGAGAAAUGGGAAGCCAUCAGAGAGUUCGCCGAGAAGCUGUCUAUGGUGGCGCAGGCUGCACUCGCUGUCGUUCCCGCUUUGCCCUCGGUUCCGCCUUCUCCCUCGCAGCCCUACCAGGGUGAGAAUACCACUGCCUCUGUCAGGGCAUCACUUCAGCGAGCUCUGGAUAGCUACUCUCCUGGAAACAUAAGUCUCAUCGUUGCGAAUCCCACUUCUGCGGAUUUGAAACACACACGCUCCUUUGGCGAGACUCACGCCCAAGAGCUAUCUCGUAUUGGUGAAACCGAUGCGGAAUCUGCCAAUGUUUCUAUCACACCCCCGCCCAGCACUGCUGCCGCUCCCCCACCUGCACCUUCUAACCACACUGCGUUGCCUUCAUCGCCGAAUCUCUCGCACUCAUCCGGAUCUCCUUUGUCUCCGCUGAGCAAGACCGUCCCGAUUCCUUCGAAUCCACCUCGCUCUCCUGCGUCUGCGCCGUAUCCAGGUACAACCUCGCCUCCGUUGAACCCUGCUAGCCUCAACCAAGCCCCUGCUCCCAUCCCUAUCCCGACCACGACGUCUCCUAUAGUCGCACCUAACCCAACAGAUCCUUCUAUCAAAGUGCCUUCAGUCACGCCGACUGUCGCGGAGACAGGAGUUCCUCAGACUGCAGGGCCUGACGGUCCUGGACCUGCGAGCGGCUCCUUGCUCGACAAGAGGACAUCUCCACCUUCUGCUACCAGUCCAUUCGCUUCUCUUCCCCCUCCACGUUCUUCGGCGACUGCGGAAGACGAGAAGAAGCGGCUUGAACGGGAAGAGCGCGAGAGGCUGCUGCACGGUGAAGCUACCAGUGGCCCCGUUCCUAGCACGGCGGGUUUCGAGAGUGCCGAGGACGAGAAGAAACGUCUUGAAAGGGAAGAACGCGAGAGACUUCUCCGUAGUGAUGCCCCUGACGCUAGCUCGAAGCCUCCUGGCGAAGAUGAUGUCGAGCUACCUCCUUACCAGGAGUUCUAAGUUGACAUUUGCAUCGAUGCUACUAGCAGUGGUGACCCCGACAUUAUUGUACUUGUGCUCACAUGAUUUGAUACGACGAUUUCUAUCUGAAUGUACUUGUCAGUAUACCAUGUAAUAUAAGAUUAUCUUUAUUCAGCUGAACUACAAGUUGCAUUUGGU
Messenger RNA from Phanerochaete carnosa HHB-10118-sp, 1856 nucleotides. RefSeq lists its product as uncharacterized. The coding region runs from base 63 to 1697 and encodes 544 amino acids. Gene Ontology annotation, molecular function: lipid binding. The record is from RefSeq and is a predicted model, not a curated record. The transcript has 4 exons. Gene Ontology annotation, cellular component: plasma membrane; eisosome filament. Gene Ontology annotation, biological process: negative regulation of protein kinase activity; endocytosis; eisosome assembly. Lineage: Eukaryota; Fungi; Basidiomycota; Agaricomycetes; Polyporales; Phanerochaetaceae.